CUCUUGUGGUGACGGAUCUAGCCCUCUGUAACAUUUUUCUUUUUCCUUUUUUCCUUUUUUUUGUGGAAAAAGAGAAGGAGUACAAAUCUCAGGGCUCACCAUACUCAAUGAGCGGACAGCGCAAUGUCAGAGCGCUCUGGGCAAACUGCAAAGGGGAAGGAUGGCAAAACCAAGUAUGCGUCUCUCAACCUGUUUGAUACAUACAAAGGAAAAAGCCUUGAAACACAAAAGCCUGUUGUUCCUCCCCGCCAUGGCCUGCAGUCUCUUGGUAAAGUUGCCUCCGCGCGGCGUAUGCCACCCCCUGCCAACCUGCCAAGUCUGAAGGCAGAAAACAAAGGCAACGACCCCAACGUCUCGCUUGUUCCCAAAGACGGCACAGGAUGGGCAAGCAAGCAGGAACAAGCAGACCCAAAGAGUACCGAUGCAUUGUCAACACCGCAGCCGGAGUCGCUGCAGCCUGUGGUUUCAGAGACGCCUGCAACGACCCGCCCGAGAACCCCACCAGCUCCAGAGGCUCCAGCCCCAGCUUCAGCCCAGGCCGCAGGGGCAAGGUCCUGGGCACAGGCCAGUGUUACACAUGGAUUACAAGGAGAUGGUGGAAAGGGAUCAAACCAACCGUCGCCAUUCUCUCGCGAGGAAUUUCCCACCCUGCAGGCGGCUGGCGACCAGGACAGAGCUGGCAGAGAACAGGGCACUGCAGAUCAGUGGUAUGGGCCCGGACCAAGCCUCCGCCCCCAGAACGUUACAAGUUGGCGGGACGGUGGGGGCCGUGCCCUGGCACCCACCGUGUCCGGGGAGGGGGUAGCGGAGGGUGGCAGUGGUGGGGCUUUAGUGAUGGAGGGGGCGGCCGGUGGAGGCCAAGUCCCCCCUCAGAAUUCCCAGUCCCACGGGCCACCUAGGAACCCCCCAGCAGGCAGCCCCGCCCUGCCCCUGCCCCAGCCCCCUGUUGGGCCUGGGUUUCCCCCAUACAGAGGGCUCAUGCCUCCCUUCAUGUAUCCUCCCUAUCUGCCUUUCCCACCACCUUAUGGCCCUCAAGGGCCCUACAGGUACCCACCACCUGGUGAGGGGCCCGCCCCCAGGUUCUCUCGUGGGCAGAGUGGUCCUGAUGGAAGGCCUCAGGGUGCGCCACGUAGCGGAGGUGGUGAGGUAGUGAAGCGCCCCUCCAUCUUGAAGCAGGAUGAUCUAAAGGAGUUUGAUGAACUGGACCAUGAUGGAGACGAGGGCUGGGCAGGGGCACAUGAGGAAAUUGAUUACUCUGCCAAGUUGAAGUUCAGUGAUGAUGAAGGAGAUGAAGAGGGGGAUGAGGACAGAAAUGAGAGUAAAAAUGGUUCACGAGAGCUGAGGUCCCAGGAUGGCCCCCCUGUGAUAUCACGCUCACGAGCCUCAGAAAGCGGAGGGGACAUGCGUCACACCCCUCCCAACACUGAUGAUAGCCCGCCAACUCCCUCCAGCAAGCCAGCAUGGGCCGAGGAGGGAGGCAGUGGCUGGAGUGGCCAGGGUGCACCAUCCAGCUACCAGGAGCGGCCUCACAACCAGGGUGCUUCUCAAGGCCCCGGGAAGCCUGGCCCCACCCAGCACCAGCCACCAGCAGGAGGCCCCACCCCUCCUCCCCAGGCCACCCUGCUGGCUCCGGGGGGUCAAGGGGAAGAUGAGGAUGAGACUUGGCGUCAACGCAGGAAGCAGUCUUCCUCUGAGAUCUCUGCCGCUGUGGAGCGAGCUCGUAGGCGUCGCGAAGAGGAGGAGCGCAGGAUGGAGGAGGAGAGGCGUGCUGCUUGUGCCGAGAAGCUGAAGAGGCUGGAUGAAAAACAGCAACAGCAGCAGGGCAACAGUGGGAGUGGAGGAAGCGGCACGAGCAAAGCUCCAAGCCUGGAUGGGAACUCCACAGCUGCAACGGCAGGUAGCCCAAGUCCAUCACUGUCAGCCUCAGCCUCCUCUCCCAACAUCAGCCAGCCACCUUCUCCCUGUGUGGAUCCUGAGGAGACCCCAUUGCUAACUGUUCAGCAGGCACCCAGUGCUGGUGCCAAUGACAGACAGAGGGCUAACAGCAACAGCAGCUAUGACUCCAGUGCUGAUGCCCAGCAAUGUCCUCAACCCCCCGUGGCUCAGACACAACAGCCACCUCUGGAGGCCCCUUUAUCUGGGGAGAGUAAGGAAGAGACUGUAGGCAAUGCUCACGUCCGUUCCGGUGGUGGUGUUGGCGGCAGCGGAGGAGGAGGGGUAGACCCAGUAAAGAUUGAAAGUAUGGGAGGAGUAGCAGGUCGUCAAACCAGUGGUCCCUCCGGUCAGGGAUACUCAAAGUAUCAGAAGUCACUUCCACCGCGCUUUCAGAGGCAGCAACAGGAGCAGCUCCUGAAACAGCAGCAGCAGUGGCAACAGCAGCAGCAACAGCACAGCCAGGCAUCCCAAAGCCAGCUGCCUCCCCAGCCACAGGCCCCACAGGGUCCUUCCCCAGGUUCUACACCUCAGCCAGGGCCGGGACCCAAGCAGGGUGGGCCCCUGUACCAGCCCAGUAAUAUGGGUCGGCCCCCACCGCUGCCAAUGAACUUUGACCCUCGCUGGAUGAUGAUGCCCUACAUGGACCCCCGCAUGAUGCAGGGCCGUCCCCCGCCUAUAGACUAUUACUCAGCUGGUAUGCACCCCUCUGGUCUUAUGGGGCGUGAGCGGUCUGAUUCAGGAGGCUCUGGCUCAGAUCCCUUCGACAGGCAGCAGCAUCCAGGGCACCCCCAUCGUGGGACACCCCCCAUAGAUCCAAAGCUGGCCUGGGGGCCAGAGGUAUUUCCUGGUGGGGGAGAGAGCCGUGGGCUCACCUCUCCUCUGAGACAGAAGCAAAUGUUGGAAGAGGAGGAUGUGGCCAAGGGGCCCAGGAGUGACACCCCUCCACAACGUAUGCGAGAGGGUGGACUAGGUCCUAUCCAACAGUCCAGCUCUGGCUCCUCCAACCAAACCCCACCCCCAGUCGGCACCCAGGUGGGGGGCCAGGGAGGCGGCCAUCAUCCUCAUCACUAUAUGGGUGGCCGGGGCAACUAUAGCAACUUCCCUGACCAGGCUGCAAGGAUGCCCCCUCACCAGCAGCAGCAAAGGGGGGCUGAGAGGGGAAGCCAGCAGCAUGGUUUCAUCCACCAGGAUGAGGGGCCUCCCCGAGGCUCUCAGCAGGGCCAGCUAUGGGGAGCUCCUCACCCCCACUAUGACCGGAAUGGUCGAGCUGAUCUCUCCCCCAUUGACAACAACUCUCAUCUUCACCCUCAUCAUGGCCACCACCCCCACCAGUCCCACUUCCCUCUCCACAAGCCUGAGAAUGGACGUGAGAGAGGAGGUGAGGCUCCCACCAAGAAGGUUGACCCCUCUCCCCCACUUCAUCAGCCUUCCCUCUCUUCCUCCUGCUCUUCUUCUUCUUCUUCUUCCUCCCCCAGGGAAGAUGGAAGUGGCAAAGCUGCUCUGCAUCAACUCCCACACCAGAGGGAGACUGACACUGGCACAGGGCAUAGUGUUGGUGGCAACAGUGGAAGUGCUAUCAGUAGCAGCCAUAUUAAACAAGAGAAAUCAAGCCCAGGCUAUGCUCCGCAUACCACUUUGUCCUCUGGUCCACCUCCCUCUCAACAUGGCAGCCAUGCUCAGCCCCAUCAUCAACAGCAUCCCCACCCCAAAUCUAGCCAAAGAGGUGGGCGGGAACACAAGACAGAGACCCAGUGGGGCCCUCGGCCUGGCAGUAGUAAUACAGGAGGUACCUCUUCACAUGGCAGGAGAGCCAACAAUGCAGGGGCAAGUGGGAACAACUCCCGUGGAGGGGAGGAAUCCAGUACUCUGUCAGACCAUAAACCCUCAAGCCAGAUAGGAGGCAGCAAUCCAAACAAGAGGGCUGGCCCCAUCAAGAAGCCAGUACUGAAAGAAAUGAAGAGAGAGGGAGGUGAGGGUGAGGGAGGAGAAAAACUGAGUGCAAGCUCUGGGAAAGAUAAAGAUCAAGAUGGGGGCCAGGCCUCUAUGGUGAAGCAGGAAGCCUCCUCUGCCUCCCAGAGCACAUCAACUCCAACUGGUAAAGACGAACCAGCUCAGACAGCCAAGCCUAGGAAUGGCGGGAAGGAACGUCCCUCAGGGGGAGGUGGGGGAGGGUCAGGCAGAGGGCCCAAAGAUGCUGACACCACCUCUACAUUCUCAGGUGCUGCCUCUAGGAAAGACAGAGACCGCUCCUUCGAGAGAGGGGGCAACACCUCUUACCACCACGGAGUCUCAGCCAGAGGCAGCCGAGCUGGCCGCGGACGAGGGGGAGAGUUCUAUGGGCGUGGCCGUGGUUACCGUGGCACCUACACAGCCAGCGCUGGGCCCAGUAGCAGCAGUCGGGGAAGAGUGGGUGGCAGAAGUGGAAGAGACUACCGUUCAUCUGCUGCCAGCGGCUACCACCAGGAAUUUAAGGGGGAGGGGGCUGGUGGCAGGCAUGCCCAAGACCGUUCCCAGCACAACCCAGCCCGUGCCAGGAACCGCAGUGAAACCCGUAGUGAGGGCUCUGAGUAUGAGGAGAUUCCCAAGAGGAGGAGGCAGAGGGGCUCAGAGACUGGGAGCGAGAGUGGUGUCAGCGACCUCGGUCAAUCAGACAAGGAAGAUGCCCGGAAACCUGGCACCAAAAACAGCUCUGAUAAUGCCAUCACCACUGGCAGCAGCAGCGGUUCAGCUGCCCCACCCAGAGGUUCCCAGGCCAGGGUCUUCACUCCAAGAGGUGUGCCUUCUAGAAGGGGCAGGGGUGGAGGCAGUGGAGGGGGAACAAUCUACAGGAACAGUGGCGGCCCAGGAGGAAUGGCAACAGGACACAGGGCGGGAGCCAGCUCGAAUUCUCACAGCUGGUCCUCCAAGUCUUCUGCCACAGCUCGCAAGCAGCAGGCCCCAGCUCAAUCAUCUGGGCCCAAAGAAACGGGCCGUGGAGGAAAUGGUGGGGAGAAGAAGGACAAGGCAGCUGACGGAAACCAAGCCCAGAGUCAGGGGGCCAACACCCCUCAAAUGGCUCCACCUGUUACAACUCCAGCCAAUCAAGGGUCCACUGAAAAUGGAGGGGUUAUGCCACAGCAGUCUUCAACCAACACCGCAUCAAACUCUGGAGGGCCCAAUGCACUCCCUCUCUCCAGUGGCCGUGGGUUCCCUACCAGUGGUUUUGAGCGGCCUCCCAGACGUCGCCGUCAUGGACGCUCCCAGCAUCAGCAGGACAAACCUCCCCGCUUCCGUCGUCUGAAGGAGAGAGAAAAUGCAGCACGCAUCAAUGGAGGAGUUGGGGUCAUUGGAGGAGGAAGACCCUCCUCUCCCUCCCUUAAUUCAGUUCAGGACAAUGAUGGAGCUCCCAUCAGUGGCCCAGUCACAGGCAGCGGCCCAAAUGCAAACCACAGCGUUACACUAGCAACCACAAAUAACAACAGCAGCAGCAGCGGAGGCGGGCAUCUUGGCAAUGCAAAUAGCCACCACCACCAUCACUACAACCAAAACAAUCCAGGGCAGACACACCCCCAGCAUCAUCACAACCAUGGAGCCAAGUCCCCUGACUUCUCCAACCAGAACUCGGACCAGGCCAACGAGGAGUGGGAGACUGCCUCUGAAAGCAGUGACUUCACGGAGUUCAGAGAGCGGGAGGGAGGAGGAGGGAAGUCCUAUUCUUCUCACCACCACCACCACCUUGGGAGGGGAGGAGGGGUUAGUGGGGGAGGAGGCCUCGUAGAACGAGAAAUGACAGGAAAAGAGUCCCUGGCUAACAAGAGAAGCUUCUCCAGCCAGCGUCCUGGAAUGGAGAGACAAAACCGGAGGGUCAAUGCUGGAGGUGGAGGAGGGGGUGGGAGAGGCCCACGAGGUCCACCUAGUGGGGGCCAGGGUCCACCAGGCAAUGUAGGAGGCAACCGAGGGGAGAGGCGUGGCAACUGGCCCUCCCCCAAAAAUCGGAAGUGAUGGAAGAUUUUUCAAAUCAUUUCAGACGAACCCCACACCUCUCCACCCUCACCUAAAUUCACUUUAACAUCUUUUUUCAUCUGUAUCAUUCUUUCAUCUCUUACCUGUUCUUAUCCCUUAACAUAUUGGCACAUUGUACAAUAUAUGAAGAUGGUCUGCACCCUCGUUUCGCAUUUCAUUUAUCUGCUGUCUACCGUCCGUUAUUGUAAAUUCUCCCUGUGUACCUUGUCUUGCCCCGCUUUCAUUUCUCCCUUCCUCUGUCCCUUCAAGAAUCUCAACCCAGUUGGAUUCAACAGGUAUGUGGUUCUCCUUUGGAUGCACGCGUCAUUUUGACUGAAGACAUUUCACACAAAAGAAACCCACACACAUGUACAAGCACAAUAUGACAUCUUCAAACACAUGGAACACAAACACACAGUCAUGAGGAUGCAGUGCAACAGGAAAAUGUGGGAUAAAAUUGGCAAGGCAUCAGAGUAAGCUGAUUUUUAUAUUUAUGUACCUGUGUAUAUUUCUAUCACAAUUUGGGCUCGGGUGGUAUUCAGUCAUGCAGUUCUGCAUCACAUUAUCUUACAAAUGGAUGGGGAGUGCAGGUUCUUUUAAUGAAAACAAUUGUACCAUAAGAUAUUUUGUUGUCUUUUUUUUUUUUUUUUUUUUUUUGGCCUCAUUUGUCACUUCCAUUUCAGCCUUCCCUCCCUCAUGGAAGAAAAAUAGGGGUCUGCGUUUUUUCUUCUGCAAAGCAGGUCAUUAAAAAAAAAAACUUUUUAUACAAACCCCUUUUCCUCCCUCUGAGUUGUUGAUUUCCCGAAAAGUACAUCUCUGAUUACUGUGAUAACAGACCCAUUGAAGUACUACUGCUCACUCACACAUUGCAUUGAUUUGUCUCUAAUAUCAAUGUUUUUGCUGCUUAUUCAGAUAGACGGUGUUUGUGUGUGGUGUGUGUGUGUGUGUGUGUGUGUGUGUGUCUGCCCCCCCCCUCGAUUCAUUUCCCU
This is a messenger RNA of Lampris incognitus (smalleye Pacific opah), 6905 nucleotides long. RefSeq names its product proline-rich coiled-coil 2A (gene prrc2a). Bases 124 to 5916 code for a protein of 1930 amino acids. The transcript has 16 exons. Gene Ontology annotation, biological process: cell differentiation. Lineage: Eukaryota; Metazoa; Chordata; Actinopteri; Lampriformes; Lampridae. The record is from RefSeq and is a predicted model, not a curated record.